GGCACUCAGUAAUCGGCGCGCGCCAAGUUGGCCGCCACGUCUCUAAUAAGUGUAUCGAACGAUAUUAUCACUAAAAAUAUAAUAAAAUUGUUUUGUAUAACAGAAUUUUGAUUAUGAUAAUGGCGCAUGAAUACAAGAGAUUUGUGGUUAUAAAAAUAUUAAGCCAGAGAAAUGAUGACCUUGAACAAUAUGUAUGUAUACCGAGGACUUGGAUAAAGGUGAAAGACUGUGAUAAUGACGACGUCGUGUUUGGAUAUCCUUCCGAACAAAGAGAUAAUAUUGCAAGAGUCAUUAACCAAUCCUUGGAUAAAAGAUGGCCUACAUUGUUUGGCAAAGUGGUACAUGCUACGGAUUCUCAAGCAGACGCUUUUCUGGUACUGAAAAACAAAAAUAUAGGAGAUGAACAUAAAACUGAAGAUCAGUCAGAGAAAAGUAAACCAGAAAAUAAAAAAACAAAAACUACUUCAGAAAAAGAAAAAUCAUCUUGGAAAAAAAUUAAACGCAAACAAACUGAUUCUGGCGAUAAGACGCAAAACAAACAAGCUAAAGCCAAAAGAAGCAAAGAUGAGACAGACGAGAUUAAAUUGCAAAUAUCAAAACUAAUGGAAAUGUUAGGUUCUUGUAAAGAUAGUGAUCGACAUGAAUCGCCAUCCUCGUCAAGUUCAUCAGAAGAAUCUGAAAGUAUAUCUAAUGAUACGGAAAUAGAAGAUAAUGACACUCCCACAACAUCAAGAAGGUAUGCUCGAGCUCAGUCGUCUAAGCCUGAUGGCUAUUACCGCCAUAUUGAUGAUUCUUCAGAUUCAGAUUACGUUCCUGGCUAUGAAUUAAAUUUAAAAAAUAAAUCGACUGUAAAAAAAGGAAGAUCUAAUAGAAAGGUUUCUGAGAGUAAUCGAUCAAAUCAGUUUGAACCGUCUAACAAUAAUGAAAAUGACGAUGUGGACAUUUCGGACACAAACCUAUGUCAAAUUAAUGUCGAAGUUCAUAAUCAAUGCAGAAACUUUUGUACCGAGUUUAAUGAAUCAUAUAAAAAAACGAUGUCAAUUUUAGACAAUGCAGUUAAUUACUUUCAACAAGUCAAGGAAGAAGUAUCGAAGGUAUCAGAGAAGGAGUCGAAAGACGAUAAGGAAAGAUUCAAAAAAAUUUCUGAAUCACAGCCACCGUUUGAUGCAUCACGUUACAGUACUGGAGAUACUAAAUGGACUAUUCUAUAUCCAGGGCCGUGUCCAGGUCUUGUAGAACUUAUGCCACACACAGGUGUUUAUGUUUCCAAAGAAGGUCUCAUUAAAUGCCAAAAGACAAGCCAAGAUGCUACAAAAUUGGCCAGAGCUCUGCUUGAAGAAAUUUUUAAAAUGGAAGCUUUAUUCGUUUGUUCUUUUACCGGUAGUGUUCCCAAACGUGGUAGCAAGAAUAACUUGGAGGCCAGGCCAGGUCUGGAUGUGAAUGCAAGAGAUACCUUGGUAUGUUAUACCAAAGAGUAUGGGUAUAAAAUGAAUAUGGAUAAGGCAGACAGGGUGCGUAUUAUUAGCAGCAUAAAAAACGCAUUACAAAAGUACCACAGCCUAAGUCCUGAGGAAAAAAAUAAAUUACUUAAAAAACAAGCAAGCUUAAAAGUGAAAUUUAUGAAAUAGCGUAUUUUUUGUUAUUAUUGUGUUAGUGUAACACUUAUAGAUGUAACCGAUUCGCAUUUUGUCCCUUUGUUGUGAAAAGAGUAUGAAACUGACUGAUUGUAAGUUCUUACGUAAUUGAAUUAUUUUUUAUCUUACGCAUUACUAUAUUAACUAAUUGCUGCUUCACCGCAGUUUCACCCGCGUCCCGGACAAAUUUGUCACUGUACCCUGACAAAAUAUAACCUAUGGUACUGGAAUAGUCUAGCUUCCCAACAGUGAUAGAAUUUUUCAA
Messenger RNA from Helicoverpa zea (corn earworm), 1899 nucleotides. RefSeq lists its product as uncharacterized. Lineage: Eukaryota; Metazoa; Arthropoda; Insecta; Lepidoptera; Noctuidae. The coding region runs from base 114 to 1628 and encodes 504 amino acids. Gene Ontology annotation, molecular function: DNA binding. The transcript is spliced from 4 exons. The record is from RefSeq and is a predicted model, not a curated record.